Molecule: messenger RNA, 697 nt
Organism: Anoplophora glabripennis (Asian longhorned beetle)
Lineage: Eukaryota; Metazoa; Arthropoda; Insecta; Coleoptera; Cerambycidae
Exons: 2
Coding region: 221-697 (158 amino acids)
Molecular function (GO): DNA binding
Source: RefSeq, a predicted model, not a curated record
CUAGUCCGGGAAGUACGCACUUCCCGGACUAGGCCGGGAAGAAUCACAUCGUUGUUGUCAUUGUGAAUAUGAAAAUCUUGGAAGGUAUGAUUUUGAUAAAUGCAGUUGAACAUUACCAUAGCAACGAAAUAACGACUGACAGCUAUCUGAAGUGAAAUUAGUUGACAUUUUAAUUUUCGAAAGUUUGCAUGGUUUUUGGUCGCAAUUGUCGCAAUAAACUAUGGAAAGCAACAGCGAUAGUGAGUUUGAAAAUGUGCCUUACGAAAUUUCCAAUGCAGCAGCUGCUGCUACAGCACAAUUAUUGCCUGAAAAAUCAAAGUCCAGGUACGAAAACGUUUAUGAUUUGUUCACGAGAUGGAUGGAUAUGAAGAAAUGCAAAACUAUUACAGAGGAUGUAAUUUUAGCUUACUUGGCGCAAAAAUCUGAAACUGUCAAAUCCUCUACCCUGUGGAGCAUGUACUCUAUGUUGAAAAGUACCAUUUUAGUGAAGAAAAAUGUAAACAUAGCCACUUUCCCAAAGGUAAUCGCAUUUCUUAAAAGGAAGAAUGUUGGUUAUAAAGCAAAGAAAUCAGAAGUCUUCAGCAGCGAGCAAAUCAACAAAUUCAUUAGAGAAGCAGAUAAUGAAACAUAUCUAAUGCUAAAGGUAGCAACAAUUAUUGGGUUAGCCGGUGCGUGUAGACGGNUCUGUUGUGGAUAA